Rotaria sp. Silwood1 is the source of this 966-nucleotide messenger RNA. Lineage: Eukaryota; Metazoa; Rotifera; Eurotatoria; Philodinida; Philodinidae. The record is from the annotation of a GenBank genome assembly.
AUGCCUGAUCCUUUGGCUGUUUAUGUACCUGUAGCAGCCCUCACCAAACCAGUGGUGCGUUCCAUUCUUUUUGCUGUAUUGGAGCAUGAAAGACGAGAUUGGAACCAUAGUCGCCGUACUCUACUUGCUUUCUUACUGGCACUGAAUAAAAAACUCGAGGAAAUUGAAGCAAGUGUAGAGACAAGGCACAAAAUCGGCGAUCAAAUCAUUCGACAAGUUGAUGAUAUUCGCCAAUGGCUUGUCUAUGAGGACGAUUCUGGUAACCGUGUAGAACCAAACUGGGAUGAACUUCGAGCAACAUAUCAAAAGAUGAUUGCUGAUAAAGUGGAUGAUACGUGGACAUAUUAUGGUGGUCACAGAACUAAGCCAUACUACGAAUUGAUUAUCAGUGUGUCACAUCCUGAUAUUGAACGAUCUCGAGUUUACAUGACUCGUACUCGUCAGAAUGGUUUUCAAUCCAAUGAGCUUAAAUUAUAUUGGAAUGCUGAACAAUUGGAAAUUCUUUGUCCAAAAUUUGGAUCACAAGGAGAUAAAUUUUUUCAACCACCACAUGAUCCAUCGGAUGCUGAUGCUGUCGAAGGUCUUUGUCAAUAUCCUGUGUGGCAGCGAAAUCAUUCAGGAAAAAUCACUUACGUCACGAAGGGCAUUGAAAAAACUGUUUUUGACGUCCCUAAAGACGCCCAAAUUAUUCUAUUGAGUUUCGCAGAUGAACAAUCGCCUGGCGGAGGUUAUUUGAUACGGGCAUCCAAUACAAAGGGUGACGGUUCAAAUACUUAUCUCUUGCUUGGACCAAUAGGUACAGGUGCUUUUGGAAACGAUGUUCAUGAUAUUGCUAAUCUUUUUCGAGAAGUACUUCAAUCAAAAAUGAUGAGUUCGAAUGGGCCGAUUCGGCAGGCUUUCGGCAACAUUUGUUAUGCUAUUGAAAUUAAAGUAAAUAAUUAUUUAACGUCGUCACGUGUUGUUUAA